UGUGACAUGUGCAACCAAGUAGCCAGCCUAUAAAUAUCAAGACUGAAAACCAUGUCUGAAUAAGACAGCAGAACACAUCCAUUCAACAGCAAAAUGCCUUGUUUGGUGCGCUGCUCAGUGCUCUUCAUCUUACUCACAUUUGGGUGUCACUGUUGGGCUCUGAAGUAUAAUGGAGUCAACGUGUGUGCCUACUUUACACCAACCAUCACAGUCACUUUUGUCACCACAAAUACCAGUGAGAUUUUUUCAGGUGAAGACUAUUUUGGUAAUGAAUACUCUGCAAGUGCCAGUGACAGCACAAGCACAGUUCAGUAUGUCGAAGUGUGGAAUAUUCAGUAUGUCUGCUGUGAGGGCUGGUUACCUAAUGGCUACGAAUGUACAAUCCCAUACUGCAAUGAAACCUGUUUGAAUGGCGGUACUUGCAUUGCACCAAAUAAUUGCAGCUGCUCAUCUGGUUACACUGGGGAGCAAUGUGAGACUGAUAUUAAUGAAUGUCUUGGCAGUAACCUCUGCCAGCAGCAGUGUGUCAACGUCCCUGGCACUUACAAGUGCAAUUGCAGUGCAGGUUAUGUUCUCGAAGCCAAUGGGUUUUCUUGUGUUGCACAAUCGGAAUCGGUCUGCAAUACACCUGCUAAUAACUGUGAACAGCUAUGCUAUGAAUCCAAUGGGGGAUUCAGCUGUGCCUGCAAGCAAGACUUCACCUUGAACAGUGACAACAGGACAUGCAACAAAAUAGUUUAUGAUCCUUGUAAUCCCACCAGAUGUGAACAAAAUUGUACUACAGUUGGAGGAAAGCCCACCUGCUUCUGCCAACCAGGCUACAUGCUGAUCUCUGAUGGCUACACCUGUCAACCCUUGUGUUUACAGGGGUGUGAAAAUGGAGGUUGGUGUAGCAGUCCAGGUGUGUGCAGCUGCCCCCCUAACUGGGAGGGAGACUCAUGUGAAAACGCACUUUGUGGCAAUUGUGAGAAUGGAAACUGUGUGACUCCAAAUCAUUGUGCCUGCAACUCUGGCUGGACAGGCCCUCAGUGUAACCAAGACAUAAAUGAAUGCCUUGACAACAAUGGUCAGUGUCAGCAAAUCUGCAUUAACGUCCCAGGAUCCUAUAUGUGUGAGUGCAACAACGGCUACGUCCCAUCGCCAACAAACCAGUGGAGCUGUACAGAAAACAUAAACCAAGUAUCAUAUGUUACUGGAGCCAUAGUUGGAAUCAUUGCUGUUUUCCUCUUUGUGUUGUUCCUGAUGUUUACUGGUUGGCUCAUUUACAAGUGGAAAGUUAAGAAGCUCAAGAAACCAGAUAACACCAAAGCUCUGCAAAUUGAAAACCAGUACUACGCGAAUGAGGAAUCAAAGAAAGCAUGAUUACACAAUACACAGCACAUCUGUUUUUGAAGAAACUCCAGAAUUGAAUUGAAUUUCAUGCACCUGCUAAGCACAAAUACACCCAAGGUGUUCCUCUUACACCAAAUCGGUUUCACUGUCUACUUGGCUGCCUUAAGUGCACUAACACUCCUGAGAUUGCAACGCUCUUUUCUGAAGAAGUCAAACAGAGUACAGGCACCUGAGCAGAACUGUUUGCUAAAAUGUUCAUCUGUUUUUAUCCAAUGCAAAGCUUCUAAUGAUUUAAUAAAUGCAAACUUUUUUGUGUCUUAAAUAAAGUAAUCAUGGUUCUUGGUUCAAACCCAUUCAUUCAA
Molecule: messenger RNA, 1694 nt
Organism: Erpetoichthys calabaricus (reedfish)
Lineage: Eukaryota; Metazoa; Chordata; Cladistia; Polypteriformes; Polypteridae
Product: neurogenic locus protein delta-like
Exons: 15
Coding region: 94-1362 (422 amino acids)
Molecular function (GO): calcium ion binding
Source: RefSeq, a predicted model, not a curated record